CCAAAAGCAAAAGAUAGAAAUAACACGAAAGUAUUGUAUAAAAUUGUUUAUUGUAUAAAAAUGAGUUAUCCGAGUCAAGUAAAAUCUAAAUAUCCCGCUUGUGAUCACAUUAAAAGGCCCGUUCGUGAUGCAACGGUUACUAAAGAGAUAAUAAAAUCCAUUGAGGAGGAUUUUAGAACUCUGCCCACUUUUGAAAAGAGCCUGUUUGAUUAUACAACGAAGAAGCAUUAUUCGCUAGAAAGAAAUGAGUUUUUAAAAUGUCGGUGGAACGAAUACAAGAAAGGCCUCUCGGAGCGUAAAUUCACCCCAUUUCAAUUUGUUGAUGUCAGAGACUACCAUUUCCAUAACAGCCGCACUCAAUACAAACCUGAAGAGUCUCAGUACCGCAAAUCUGACCACCGUUUCACCCUGAGGACUGGGCCAGGGGUUGACCAUAUAGGCCAAGUACCUAUUCCCAAUGAGCUCACCAUGAAACGAGGAUUCGUUUCAAAUAAUGCUAAUGCAAGUAAAGACAAAAGUAAUGGUGAUGAAGCAAAUAAAGAGGAAAAACGUGAAUCUUUGGAUACUCAUACAAGUGAUAACGAAGCUCCUAAAUUUUACUUUCAUUGUACUUGCACCAAAUGAUUUUUUAAGGUGUUGUUACUGAGUUAGGUUAAAUUAUACUUACCUAACUACCACCUACUUAUAUGAUGAGUGCGGGAAUAUAAUCCGCACAGAAGCUGUUUCUUAUACAUGUUUUAUCUUCUAGUAUUUCAUUGAUGUAGGUACUUAUGUUUUUAUUGUUUGAUCCUUCUUACUUAAAAUUAUAAUAUAACAUUAAUAAAU
Messenger RNA from Plutella xylostella (diamondback moth), 825 nucleotides. RefSeq lists its product as uncharacterized. Lineage: Eukaryota; Metazoa; Arthropoda; Insecta; Lepidoptera; Plutellidae. The record is from RefSeq and is a predicted model, not a curated record.